Molecule: messenger RNA, 903 nt
Organism: Oncorhynchus mykiss (rainbow trout)
Lineage: Eukaryota; Metazoa; Chordata; Actinopteri; Salmoniformes; Salmonidae
Source: RefSeq, a predicted model, not a curated record
UGAGGCUGUUUUACAAUGCAAAUAAGCUAGCUAGCUACCUAACGUUAGCUUAAUUGAUUACAGACGCUAACUGAGUUUAUGUAGCUAACGGUUAGUGGCUAAGCUAAUGUUAGUUGUAAAGAGGCAAUCUGUCUUUUGCUUCUCCAGUACUAAAGUAAUGUGUAUAUUCAGUGCGUUGUGCAUAGGCUAUUUCAUGCUCAUGGAAUAACUAUUUUGGGCGUGGAACUAUCUGUGGUUGAGACUUUAAAAUUACAGAGGCAGUUUGACUGUUUUUCACUUGUAUACCAGUACACGGAUUGGAGUUGCUGUUGGUGAUCAGGAUGAUUGACAUGCGGGCGUGGGCGGAGUACCUGGUGGAAUGGGCGGCCAAGGACCCGUACGGCUUUUUGACCACUGUCAUCCUGGCACUUACACCCCUCUUCAUCGCCAGCGCCCUGUUGUCGUGGAAACUGGCCAAGAUGAUUGAAGUGCGCGACCGUGAACAGAAGAAGAAGCAGAAACGUCAGGAGAAUAUCGCCAAGGCCAAGAGGACCAAGAAAGACUGAGCUGUGGAGGGAGAAAGAAUAGCUACAGUACACAGCUAUGCUCAACACUCUCUUCACUUGCAACACUGCUCGCCCUCGCCUCCUCAACCCAGUCCAGUGCAGGAAGGAUUGUAGGCCCUACAUGGUGGCCUUAGAGCUGAGAGGGAACUGUAUAGACAGAGGAGGCUCAUUUGAUUGGGCUAUCAGCGUGUAAACCGGGAUUCUGAUUAUGGUGGUGUUGCAGUACUUAGCAUUCCAUUUGUAACAACUCCAUUCCAAUGAUUUCAUAAACUACUUUGAUUGUUUAUCUCCAUUUAAAAUGACUUGUUACAUUUCUGAAUCACAUGCAUGUUUUUAUUAAAUUAAGUUCUAAAUAAAA